Messenger RNA from Callorhinchus milii (elephant shark), 3725 nucleotides. RefSeq names its product transcriptional enhancer factor TEF-1. The record is from RefSeq and is a predicted model, not a curated record. Gene Ontology annotation, cellular component: transcription regulator complex. Lineage: Eukaryota; Metazoa; Chordata; Chondrichthyes; Chimaeriformes; Callorhinchidae. Gene Ontology annotation, biological process: embryonic organ development; regulation of transcription by RNA polymerase II; hippo signaling. Gene Ontology annotation, molecular function: RNA polymerase II cis-regulatory region sequence-specific DNA binding; DNA-binding transcription factor activity, RNA polymerase II-specific.
UGAGAGCUUUUCUCUGGCUUGCUCCCCUCCCCCCGAACGGCCAUAGACAUUCUAGAACAAACAUAUGCUCCCAGGUCUGUUUCACAAGCUGUCGUCUGUGAUUUGCAGCUUAUGAUGCAUGAAGGAUUUUUUUUCAGCAAGAGGAGAUGAAGAAAGCAAAGGACAAGGAAUAUAUCAGAACUUUCCUCACAGACGUUUGGGGGCUGCAGAAUAUACUUCAGCUUCUUGUCUUUUCUGAAACUUGAUGAAGAAAGAACUAUUUCUUCCUGGUCAGGCUCCAGGCUGAGGCUUGGAGAAACCCACCACCACCAUAGAUUCCAAUAACUGGAGCGGGAGCGAAAGCCCUGCUGAAGACAUGGACAGAAUGACCGAUUCUGCGGACAAGCCCAUGGACAAUGAUGCGGAAGGGGUCUGGAGCCCUGACAUCGAGCAGAGCUUCCAGGAGGCGUUGGCCAUCUACCCGCCGUGUGGCAGGAGGAAAAUCAUUCUCUCGGACGAAGGCAAAAUGUACGGUCGUAACGAGUUGAUAGCCAGGUACAUAAAGCUCAGGACGGGAAAGACACGGACCCGGAAGCAGGUGUCUAGUCACAUACAGGUGUUAGCAAGAAAGAAAGUUCGAGAAAUCCAAGCCGCCAUCAAGGUACGUCUGGCGCCCAGUUAAGGGGCUUUCAUUUCCAUGGUUACAGGCUUUUCCUUUGUUUUUCUCCCUUCCCCUACCCUGCAGGUGUCUAGUCACAUUCAGGUUCUUGCCAGAAGGAAAUCUCGUGAGAUUCAUUCCAAGCUAAAGGUAACACAUAUGGAUCAAGCUGUGAAGGACAAAGCACUUCAGAGUAUGGCUGCAAUGUCAUCUGCACAGAUCGUGUCGGCCACUGCCAUCCAGCACAAGCUAGGCCUCCCAGGGAUUCCCCGGCCAAGCUUUCCCGCAGCCGCUGGGUUCUGGCAUGGCGUGUUACCCACCGGUCAGCCAGGCUCCUCUCAAGAUGUGAAGCCCUUUGCUCAGCAGGCUUACCCAAUCCAGCCAACAGUCCCAACACCCAUUUCAGGUUAUGAAACCACCGCUGCCCCCGCUCCCUCAGUGCCUGCGUGGCAAGGUCGCUCCAUCGGGACAUCAAAGCUUCGGCUUGUGGAAUUCUCCGCGUUCCUCGAGCAGCAGAGAGACCCUGACUCGUACAACAAGCACCUCUUUGUGCACAUUGGACAGACCAACCAUUCCUACAGCGACCCUUUGCUAGAAUCAGUAGAUAUUCGUCAGAUCUACGAUAAGUUCCCAGAAAAGAAAGGUGGCCUUAAAGAGCUGUAUGGAAAAGGGCCUCAUAAUGCCUUUUUCCUCGUGAAAUUCUGGGCUGACCUGAAUUGCAAUAUCCAAGAUGACGCGGGAGCUUUUUACGGUGUCACCAGCCAGUACGAGAGCUCGGAGAACAUGACAAUCACCUGCUCGACCAAGGUUUGCUCGUUCGGAAAACAAGUCGUUGAAAAAGUAGAGACUGAAUAUGCAAGGUUUGAGAAUGGACGUUUUGUGUACAGAAUAAACCGCUCUCCAAUGUGUGAAUAUAUGAUCAACUUUAUUCACAAACUUAAACACUUACCAGAAAAGUAUAUGAUGAAUAGUGUGUUGGAGAACUUUACUAUUUUGUUGGUGGUAACAAAUAGGGAUACACAGGAAACCCUCCUCUGCAUGGCGUGUGUGUUUGAGGUCUCAACCAGUGAGCAUGGAGCCCAGCAUCACAUCUACAGGCUUAUGAAGGAGUGAGCGUGAGAUCUGCCAUUGCCUUUCUAGAAAACGCAGCUGCGAUUAAAUAGACUUUUAAAAAAAAAAGAAAACCUCAAUCCAUGUGGCAGUGCCUCAAAUCAGUGACACACCCGCACGCACCUGAAUCUUUGCUGCGGGUUGCCUUUCAAUGUGUACAUUUUCAGCAACAGCUGUGAAUUAUGGUACCUUGUAAUAGCUUUUUAUAUUGAAAUAAGUGUGCUUUCAGGAUAUUUUUUUUUGAAAUACCUGUUUAUUGGAUUACUACAUUAGAAAACUGGGAAUGUUGUGUCUAAUUUUUUCGUAACUGUGGGUUUGUAGCCUAGUCAGUGCAAGUUUAUCUGUGUUGACAGGGAGGGUGGGGGGUGUGUGUGUGUGGGUCGGGGGGUGGGGGGGGGGAAAGAACAGGAAAAUGAUUGUAGACACAAUGCAUUUAACUGUGGGAUUACUAUCUGCCUAUGUAAAGAUAAUUUAUUUAACGUGCGUUUUUUUUCCAAAGAUGGUAUAUUCACAGAUAUAUUUAUGGACUUGUGAAUAUACAUGAGGUAGCAUCAGGAUGAAGUCUAUGGGUAUCAGGCCAAAAAAAAAGCAUUGCGAUGCUGGUGAAAGCACAUCAGUUAUUUUAACAGUGAACAGGUCUGUUUUGCUUUGUGUUCUGUAAGAAACAACGCUUAGGUUUUUUUUUGGCGGGGAUGACAUUACUCAAUUGGAAUAAGUGCCCUUGGACCACUCCCCUUGUUUAAACACUUUCUAAAGUGUUCAGGACUGUCAGUUGGCACAGCAGUGUAGCGGUAGUUUAAAAAAAACAACUCUUUUUUAAAAAAAUAUUCAACGGUCUGCAUGUUGAAGAGCGUGAGCUGGAACAGGCAACGCAAAAGUUAUUCUACAAAGCGUUCCACGGUGAAAGGAAAAAAUACCGAAUGGUAAAUGGAUCUAUUUUUUACUGCCUCACCCGCUCUAGAUGGUAGGAGAAUAUUCAAAUCUGGGGUGGGAGAUGGGGGAGGGGGUGUUGGAAAUGGUUGCAAAGACGCACAAUUCUUUGUGGGUGUGUGUGUGUGUGUGCGUGUGCCCGUGGGGAGGGGGGGAUUUGAAGGGGUGCAGUUGAUGGGUGAUGUUUUGUAAAUCUCCAGUCACUUUGUUAAACUGACGGUUAAUGGAAUCUGCAACACAGAGCAGGUAAUGCAACCCCCCUCUCCCACCCCCCCACCGCCCCGCCGAGUGAAAUAAAAACAAACUUAGCUCAGUUUCCGGAGGUGGGACGGGGGGAGAGUGUCUGCCAGGUACUCUUGGUGUCAGGGAAGUGGAAGGAAGAAAACAUCUGUUGAUUGGGAGCAGUUAGCUAACCAUUUGGCAUUGAAUUUUUUAACAAACGGAAAUACCAAAAUAAAAUUGAAUUGCAAUUUAAAAAAAAUAUAUAAUCCAAAAGGCCUACAAAUGCAAUCGAUCUGUGUUUUUUUUAAGGGAGUCUCAUUGUUCUGCUCUGUAAUGGCCAAUGUUAUAAUUGAAAAUAUAUAUCAAAUAUCAGAUGUGUAUUUCUCUCCUCUAAACAAAACAUUGUAUCUGGAGAGAAUGCAUAUUUUAAAAAGCAUUUCUGUGCAGAGUAUGAUCUUAUUGUUGUGAAUCCCCAAUUCGUCCUUGAGAUUGCUAAUGUAUUCAAAUGGGCUGAUGAAAAUACUCGCAGCAAAGCAACCCAGAAAGUGAUGGACUCGUAGAAGCCUCUCUCUCCUGAGCACUUGAGGAGGUGGAUGCCUUAUUGAGCUGUCUUGCCUUUUUUAUACUGCAAAUUUGGUACUUGUGUAUAAUCUGAUUGAGAUGUGCGUUAUUCCAAGUGAAUUUGGCGAGUAAAAUAACGGUAACGUGACAAAGCCAGCCUAUGUGGGUGUGCCCAGUUCAGAUUUGUGUUUUUCGCAUUUGGCUUCAAACAUUCUGUAAGUUGAUGUGUUCACCCAAAAUGUUCUUUUAAAUCCUUUGCAAAGAC